GCUGAUAACACAGUUCCGACCAGAGGAGGAAGGCUGAACGCACUUACUUCAUUUCUUGAAGCUUUCUGGGUAAUUGUGCAUCUUUCAUAUCUUAAAGACUCACAUACUCUGAGCUAGACAGAGGUCCCAACCCUGAAGAACCUCUCCAGAAUCCAGGUUGCUGAAUCUUCCCUGCUGCCUAGAGACUCCAAACCACAUUUUGGCAAUGGGCAACUGGGUGGUUAACCACUGGUUCUCAGUUUUGUUUCUGGCUACUUGGUUGGGGCUGAACGUUUUCCUCUUUGUGCAUGCCUUCCUGUCAUAUGAGAAAGCCGAUAAAUACUACUACACAAGAGAAAUCCUGGGGUCGGCAUUGGCCUGGGCCCGAGCCUCUGCUCGCUGCCUGAAUUUUAACAGCAUGCUGAUCUUGCUUCCUGUGUGUCGAAAUCUGCUGUCCUUCCUGAGGGGCACCUGCUCAUUCUGCAGGCGCACCCUGAGAAAGCAACUGGAUCACAACCUCACCUUCCACAAGCUGGUAGCAUAUAUGAUCUGCCUACACACAGCUAUUCACAUCAUUGCACAUCUGUUCAACUUUGAACACUACAGCAGAAGCCGACAGGCCACAGAUGGAUCCCUUGCCUCUAUUCUCUCCACCCUAUCUCAUCAAGAGAAAGGGGAAGGUUCUUGGCUAAAUCCUAUCCAGUCCCCAAACAUGACAGUGGAGUAUGUGACAUUUACCAGCAUUGCUGGUCUCACUGGAGUGAUCAUCACAAUAGCUCUGGUUCUCAUGGUGACUUCAGCUAUGGAGUUCAUCCGGAGGAGUUAUUUUGAGGUCUUCUGGUACACACACCAUAUUUUUAUCAUCUACUUCAUUGGUUUAGGGAUUCACGGCACUGGUGGAAUUGUCCGGGGUCAAACAGAAGAGAGCCUGAAUGAGAGUCAUCCUCACAGGUGUGCAGAAUCUUUCAAGCACUGGGAUGAUCAUGACUCCCACUGCAAACAUCCCCGAUUUGAAGGGCUCCCCGCUGAGUCUUGGAAGUGGAUCCUUGCACCAGGGGUUCUUUAUAUCUUUGAAAGGAUUCUCCGAUUUUACCGCUCGCAGCAGAAGGUUGUGAUUACCAAGGUUGUCAUGCACCCAUCCAAAGUUCUGGAAUUGCAGAUGAACAAGCGUGGCUUCAGCAUGGAAGUGGGACAGUAUAUUUUUGUUAAUUGUCCCUCCAUCUCUUAUUUGGAGUGGCAUCCCUUUACUCUGACCUCUGCUCCAGAGGAAGACUUCUUCUCUAUUCAUAUCAGAGCAGCGGGGGACUGGACAGAAAAUCUCAUCAGGGCUUUUGAGCGGCAGCAGUCACAAAUUCCCAGGAUUGAGGUGGAUGGUCCCUUUGGCACUGUCAGUGAAGAUGUCUUCCAGUAUGAAGUGGCUGUGUUGGUCGGAGCAGGAAUUGGGGUCACCCCCUUUGCUUCCAUCUUAAAAUCCAUCUGGUACAAAUUUCAGCGUGCAGAUCACAACCUUAAAACACAAACGAUCUAUUUCUACUGGAUCUGUAGGGAGACAGGUGCCUUUGCCUGGUUCAAUGACCUGUUGGCUUCUCUGGAACGUGAGAUGGAGGAAUUAGGCAAAGUGGAUUUUCUAAACUACCGUCUCUUCCUCACCGGAUGGGACAGCAACAUAGCCGGUCACGCCGCAUUAAACUUUGACAAGGCCACUGACAUCCUGACAGGUCUGAAACAGAAAACCUCCUUUGGGAGACCCAUGUGGGACAAUGAGUUUUCUACAAUAGCUAAUGCCCACCCCAGGUCUGUGGUGGGAGUCUUCCUAUGUGGUCCUCAGACCCUGGCAAAGAGCCUAAGCAAACGCUGUCACCAAUACUCCAGUCUGGAUCCCAGGAAGGUUCAAUUCUACUUCAACAAAGAAAACUUCUGAACUACAGGAACGAGGAUGCUACUCUGCAUCUUAGUCUCUCCUCUGAAUCUCCCAACAACUUACUUGAUCUGAUCAAGUUUGGGCAGCCCUUUAAGGACAGUAACAUGCCUCUCAGUUUCUGCUCCCUGGCCUCUCUUUUUUGAUUGGAUUCAACUUGGAUGUCGCUGAUCUUCA
Molecule: messenger RNA, 2074 nt
Organism: Odobenus rosmarus divergens (Pacific walrus)
Lineage: Eukaryota; Metazoa; Chordata; Mammalia; Carnivora; Odobenidae
Gene: NOX1
Product: NADPH oxidase 1
Exons: 13
Coding region: 206-1900 (564 amino acids)
Biological process (GO): defense response; superoxide anion generation
Cellular component (GO): NADPH oxidase complex; plasma membrane
Molecular function (GO): superoxide-generating NAD(P)H oxidase activity
Source: RefSeq, a predicted model, not a curated record